UAGUAUUGCAUUUGAAUUGAUUACUGCAUCGUUGGUGUUAGAGCUUGCAAGAAAGGCAUUUCACUGUACAUGUGCAUGUGACAUUAAAACUUGAAACAAAUUUAUGGGACAAAUACUACAAAAGCGAAAUCUAUACAUCUCUAUGGUCGUCCCAAGGUCCGCCAGAGGGCGCUAGCGGGGUAGCUAGUUGGCGAUCGUAGUUUUGAGCCAUCUGAAGGGAUUAGCGCUGUGUAUUUGAUCGUUGGGGAUAUGGCGCAUUUGAACAGAAGGACUAUUUUGUCUGCUGCAUUAUGACUGGAUUUCUAGCCAGCUAACUAGCUUAAGCUAAUUGCAUUGCAGAGUAUUUCUAUUAAACGUUACGUCGUGUUGCUUAUUGAAACACACAUCCCGCAAGGAAUUGUGAAUUUAGAUUGCAUGCCAGAGUCUUAACUAGCUACGACAGCUAAGCAAGCCACUCCUGAUUGUCUCAUGUUUUGCUGUCUUAUCGAUUUGGCAACACUCGCUUGGCCACGUCUUAUCAAUUUGUGUAUUUUAGUUUUCUCGUGGUAAACGCCAGCCUCUACCUAGCUAACGUUACCCAACGACUUGGUUGCUAAAUGUCGGAGAAGAGUUCGAACUCGUCGGGCUCCGAUGAAGAUGUGGAUCCCGAAUCUGGGCAUCCUGUUGAACUCGGUGGCGUCCUAAGCAAGUGGACGAACUACAUUCAUGGAUGGCAGGACCGGUGGGUAGUGUUGAAGAACAACACUCUGAGCUACUAUAAGUCAGAGGAUGAGCGGGAGUACGGCUGCAGGGGCUCUCUAUGUCUCAGCAAGGCGAUCAUCACACCCCAUGAGUUUGAUGAGUGUCGUAUUGACAUCAGUGUGAACGACAGUGUGUGGUACCUACGGGCAGAGGACCCAGAGCACCGGCUCCGAUGGAUUGACUCCAUCGAACUACACAAGGUGGAGUCGGGGUAUGGUUCAGAGUCCAGUCUGAGGCGUCAUGGUUCCAUGCUGUCUCUCACGUCCGCUGCCAGUGGCUUCUCCGCCACCUCCACCUCCUCCUUCAAGAAGGGCCACAGCCUGCGGGAGAAGCUGGCGGAGAUGGAGACGUUCAGAGACAUCCUGUGCAGACAGGUGGACACACUGCAGAAGUACUUUGACGGCUGCGCAGACGGCGUCUCCAAGGACGAGUUCCAGAGAGACAAAGUGGAGGAGGAUGAAGAUGACUUUCCCACAAGCACGCGUCCCAAUGGUGACUGCCUUCACAACAACAACGGCAGCAAAGAGAAGCUGUUUCUCCCUGCCAGUCCUAAGGGCAUGAAUGGGAUCGAUUUUAAGGGCGAGGCCAUCACGUUUAAGGCCACUACAGCUGGGAUCCUGUCUACCCUGUCCCACUGCAUCGAGCUCAUGGUGAAGAGGGAGGACAGCUGGCAGAAGAGGCUGGACAAGGAGCUGGAGAAGAGGAGGAGGGUGGAGGAUGCCUACAAGUCGGCCUUGAGUGAACUGAAGAAGAAAUCUCACUAUGGAGGCCCCGACUACGAGGAGGGUCCUAACAGCCUCAUCAAUGAGGAGGAGUUCUUUGAUGCGGUGGAAGCUGCCCUGGACAGACAAGACAAGAUAGAGGAACAGUCAGAGAAGGUGAGGAUACCCAGACUGACCCCCGUCCCCCCUGGAGACGCAUACUCCGUCAUCGGAACACACCGCUUUGCCAAACAGCCCCAUAGCUACUCUUCCUCCCUGUCCUCCGUUGAAUUAGUCAGUGCCUCAGAUGAUGUUCACAGAUUCAGCGCACAGGUGGAGGACGUGGUUCAGAAUCACAUGACCUACUCCCUGCAGGACAUGGGUGGCGACGCCAACUGGCAGCUGGUGGUGGAGGAGGGCGAGAUGAAGGUGUACAGGAGAGAGGUGGAGGAGAACGGCAUUGUUCUGGACCCUCUGAAAGCCACCCAUGCAGUGAAGGGUGUGACCGGACACGAGUUGUGCCACUACUUCUGGGACACGGACGUACGCAAUGACUGGGAGACCACCAUUGAAAACUUUAACGUGGUGGAGACGCUCUCAGACAAUGCUGUUAUAGUCUACCAGACACACAAGAGAGUAUGGCCUGCCUCUCAGAGGGAUGUCCUCUACCUAUCAGCUAUCAGGAAAAUCCUGGCGACCAAUGAGAAUGACCCAGACACGUGGCUGGUCUGCAACUUCUCUGUAGAUCACGACAACGCCCAGCCCACCAACCGGUGUAUCCGUGCCAAAAUCAACGUGGCCAUGAUCUGCCAGACCCUGGUGAGUCCUCCAGAGGGCAACAAAGAGAUCAGCAGGGACAACGUCCUCUGUAAGAUCACGUAUGUGGCCAACGUGAACCCUGGAGGCUGGGCCCCUGCCUCAGUCCUUAGAGCCGUGGCCAAGAGGGAAUACCCCAAGUUCCUCAAACGCUUCACCGGCUACGUCCAGGAGAAGACCAGCGGAAAACCUAUCCUCUUCUAAAUAUCACCGGUGUUGGAAGGCGAAACACCUUUUUGUCCUGAAGCGAUAUGGCUACAUUUCCCAUCAUUCAAUGGGCUCCCACAGACUACAUUACCCAUUCAUCUGUCAACUGGAAUUUCUUUACAAAUGUUCCGAUCGUAUCAGACUGAUUUAGGGCUUUAAUCCAUCAGUAGUUGCUAGCUACCUGAGCCACACAAACAUUGUUAAACUGUCCAUGGAUGUGUUUGUAUAUAAAUUCAAGAAUUUCUGAAACGACAGAACCAAUCUUUUUGUAAAUUGUUUUGUAAAUAAUUUCCAAUUAUAUUAUUUUGGACUAUA
Molecule: messenger RNA, 2780 nt
Organism: Oncorhynchus tshawytscha (Chinook salmon)
Lineage: Eukaryota; Metazoa; Chordata; Actinopteri; Salmoniformes; Salmonidae
Gene: cert1
Product: ceramide transporter 1
Exons: 18
Coding region: 597-2462 (621 amino acids)
Biological process (GO): ER to Golgi ceramide transport
Cellular component (GO): Golgi apparatus
Molecular function (GO): phosphatidylinositol-4-phosphate binding
Source: RefSeq, a predicted model, not a curated record